UCUCUUGAACUAAACGGAACAUUAGCAACGAGAAAGAAACCAACAGUUGCGCACAUAAACGCAGCGGGAUUAUUGUGUGUGUUUAUUUUUAUUUAGAGUUUUAUAUCUGAAUUAUUUGUAUAAUAUUUAUUUUCGGACCAUUGAAAGCUGGCGGUUUUACAAAGUGCAUUUUAUGGUGUUACGUAAAAAGAUUCCGCGAAAUAAAAAUCAAGCAGUGAAUUUUGGAUCAGGCAACGAGAUAAGCCAGAGAAAAAAAAUAACAUAAAGAAAACAAACGUGUCAAAUAGAACACUUACAAACGGACAAACAGCAUUUGCAGCAGAACUGUGUGUAUAUGCAUUCGUUUAGUACUCGGAACUAUCACUUGAUGCAUUAAGGAAAGUGACUUCAUCCGGAUGUCAGACCAUUUAUUUUCGGGCUAGACAACACGUUUACGUUCGCGAAUUUAUCUAUAUAAAGUGCAUCUCUGAAUACAAAAUUCGGUUUAACACUCACACCAAACAAUUUUCAUUGUGUAAAAACAUUUUGAAAUUUAAGCGCUGAAGAUUUUAACACAGACAUUUGAAUCAAACUCAAACGAGAGUAAAGUCAACUUAAAAUUCCAUAGUUCUCAUUGUUAGGAGACUUCCUCGCAUUUAAAUCGCAUGUUCUCUGUGACAAAAUAUAGUGUGUGAUCGAGGGAGAAAGAGAAAACAUUUGUCGAACGAACUAUCAAGUGUGCGUACAUACGUGAUAGUGUUUAAAAACGUUGCCAGCAAUCAACAGCAGUAAAAACAAUUUUGGAUAUAAAUUUUGUUGUGCAAAAAUCACCAUCCAAAAAAUGGCAUUUCGAGCAAUUAUGGUAUUUUGCGCAUUGGCAUUGCCAAUGACCAACGCAGUAAUUAACACAAAUUCGAUCGAAUCAAAAAUUGAACGACGAGAAGCGUUCCAAACUUACGGGCCACCGCCAAUACAAUCACAACCACAACAACAAACUAUUGUUUUGCCAACACCCGUUUAUGGAGCACCGGCAAUCGGAAAAUAUCCACCACCCCCACCGGAAAGACCACCACUACCGUCCAAGGAAUAUGGAAUUCCAGUCCGUCAGUAUGGACCCCCCAAGGUGCAAAUUGAAUACGGCGCCCCACCAGUGGCCCAGUCACAUCAACAAAUCCAAACAAAUAAUCAUCGGCAUCAACAAGUUAUAAAUCAUAAUAGCCAAAAUAGUUUGUCCUUUUUCGAUCAAAUAAAAGAAACCUUUGGAUUUGGAUCGUCGGGCAAUCAACCACCACAUCAAUCGUAUGGACCACCACCACAAGCACCCAUCAACCAUUUUACACCGCCAAAAGUGUAUACUAAAUACGGAGUACCAUCAAAACCACAAUUUAUAUCAAAACCGCCUACAAUCUAUGGCCCUCCACAGUCAAAACCUCACACCAAUUACGGUCCACCAAAGCAAUAUCAACCACCCGUACAAUUGAAGCCAUUUUACGGUCCCCCAAUUAAGCCAGCUGUUAACUUCAAGCCCCAGCAACCACAACCACAAAUUCGGCAACCUCUUCCUGGAUACGGUGUACCCGUAUUUCAGUCAAUACCGUCAUUCUCGCACCAACAAUCAAUCCCUUCGUUCCCAAAGCCAAUCAAGGGAGCUGGUUGUGAUGGUUGGAAACCAAUUCCCGGUCCAUCGUUUGGCUCACAAUCCAUUGGACACAGUGGCUCCGCUUCAAUUCCAGCAAUUCAACCCGAAAAUGUGUACUUGCCACCACAAUCAAAUCCACCUGUCGAAUCAACUUUCUCAAUUCAACCCGAAAACACUUAUGAAGUGCCACAAUUAAAUACUCAUACUGUCCCUGAAUCCGUACUCACUGUUCAUCCAGAUAAUACGUAUUUGCCACCAGUAGCAAAUUCACUUCAUGUUGCCGAUUCAAGCCUUGCCGUCCAUCCACUGCCAACGAAUCUUCAACUUCCAGUUGCCGAAGCGACCAGUUUUCACAAUGACGUAAAUUUGGGAUCAAACAUUGCAUCAGGCUUGGGAUUGACAAGCAUUAAUGUUGUUAAAAGCGAAGGAAUUGAGCUUUCAAAUAACUUUGUAGAUUCAUACUCAUUGCCACCAGCAGAUUCGUUUGCACCAAACUUUCAUAAGAGACCGCCAACUGGUUUAACGCCGCCCAAUUCAUUCCCAUAUCCGUUGAGUUUUAAACGUCCAAUUCACGUGAGUGCACCACGACAUCCAGUUUCAUUCAGACCACCAGUGCCACAAGGUUUACUCGAAAGUAUCGGUCAAUCUGUACAACAUCAAGAUCAAUUCGGUGUUAAAAUUCGUCCACAAUCAAAUGUUUACCUACCACCUCCAACCAAUGAAAUUCCACCACCACUAGGUCACAAUUCAUUGCCAUUAGCGCCAGCCGUUCCAUUCCAUUCGGGUCCACCAAAGGGUAAUCUCUUCGACCAUCAAUUUGUGUAUUCUCCAUCACCAUGUAGUCACGGUCCAAAUUUAGCUGGUGGACAUUAUGCUAGUAGCUCAAAUCAAUUUGGAUCAAUUCCACAAUUGCAAACGGUCUAUGGUGUGCCAAACAAUCAAGCGUUAGACGUUAGUCAAUCGAGUAGUUUUGAAAUUGCACAAAAUUCCGGAAAUCAAGGAUUGCUCACCAGUUAUGGGCCACCUGCAUCCGGAAAUCCAGCCGAUAGUUUUGCACAUGGUAGUCAAAAAUCACUGACAACCGUUCAAAUCGAUAGUGUAAAUAGUAGUGUAACAAGCAAUGUAAAACACGAACCAAUCGACACUCUACCAGGUCUUUCAUCAUCAGGCUUAGAUAUUAUAUCAGCACAAAAAUCCGUUAACAUUGAAAUACCUGUUCAAGGUCAACAUGGUUCAUAUUCGUUGCAAUUCCAAGCUGCAGACCCGUUAGCUAGUCAAAAUAAUGAAAUUGAUACACCUGAUCACCAAAAGUUGUUGGACCAAGGGCUAUUACAAUCGAUAUUAUCAGCCAUCGAACAACCAAAAUCUACCGAUCAAUCAUCAACAAACGAAAGCCUAGAUAACCAUCCGGAUGUUAAUGAAUUUGCACAGAGUACAAUUGGCCAAGAGACAUUAGCCGAAGUUAAAGCCGAAUAAAUAGCAUUUACAAGUAUUCAAACACAAAAAAAGAGCUGGGAAUUGCAAAUAUACAAUUCUAUUGAAUAAAAAAGAGGAAUGCAAUGAAUGAUGUGGAUGUGAAAAAAGAAGCAGCGCCAAUGUUGUUAGCUUAAAUUAUUCUGUAUGUUAAACAAUGUAACAACAUGAAAAGGGGCAACAGCGACAACUCAAUGCAAAGUUGUGUGGAUUGAAUGUGAAACGAGCUAAUGGUGAGUAAACGAGCGAAUGAACGAAUGAAUGUGUGUGUGCAUGUAAAUGCGAUUGCAAGACAGUUCAAAAACCAAUUUAUUUAUUUUCUUCUAACCAUUUUUUUUACAUUUUAUUUAGAAAAUAUAUAUUUUAUUAAAUGGGGACACUUUGUAUUACAUGUAGACAUUUUUUUAAUAGAUGAGAAAAGAGAAGAAUAAACGAAGUAUUAAGUAGAAGCAGAAAAUAAAGGGAAGAACGAACGAAGACAACAAUUGUAGUUUUACCGUUGCCAUAAAUUUAGAAGAGUUAUUAUUGUAAAUGCAAACUGAAAGUGAAUAGAGCAUUUUAUGUUAUAGGAAUGGCACAUAUAUACACACUCACACACAUAUAUACAGCCACGAUCGUGGUCAGUCGUUGGUCAAACGUGUGUUGCACACAUGUGAAUGGGGUAUUUUUUUGUUUGAUUCGUGCAUUAAAUGGACAUGAAAAUAAAUUGGGUAAAGAAUUCGAUUGUUUUGAUUUUACCAUUUUUGGCCUUUGACUUUGCCGCAUCGUGCUUUUUUGUCCUCAUUUUUAUCUUUUCAAUUAAAGUCUCGUUUUUACUACUCAAACUGUUGUAAUUAUCAUAUGUAUUGCAAAUGUAAAAUUCAACAAUAUAUACUUAGGUUAUAAGACUGUUAAUAUUAAAUUAUAAAUUCGUGUUGUAGAUCUUAUGACAUAAAACUACAUAUAAAUUUUAAUUGAAUAAAGAACAGAAAACUACCGUAAAA
Molecule: messenger RNA, 4074 nt
Organism: Contarinia nasturtii (swede midge)
Lineage: Eukaryota; Metazoa; Arthropoda; Insecta; Diptera; Cecidomyiidae
Product: proline-rich extensin-like protein EPR1
Exons: 6
Coding region: 821-3094 (757 amino acids)
Source: RefSeq, a predicted model, not a curated record